AUGGAUUCGCCAUUCCGGCACACCAAGACCAAGGGCUUCGUCUCCAGCGCGGAGCUGAGCAUGAAGCAAGCGGUGCCGAGCGCGCCGGGGCCUGAGGGCAGGUCCCGCUUCCAGAAGGUCUCACUGGUGUCACGGCGGCUGGAGAGCACGGGGAGCACACGGGGCCGGGAGGGGAGUCCCUCCCGCGUCUCCCUCCUGCUGCAGGCCUGGGAGAGGGAGAUCGUGGAGAAGACAGCGGCCGGCUCCACCACCCUGACGCACCGGGAACGCUCGUCCUCCGUCAACCUACUCAAGGACUUCACCGCGCACGGCCCCAUCUUCUCGCAGGUGUAUUCCCCUGCGCAGAAGCCCCGGCGGCAGGACGAGAGGGGGAAGGUGGGGGCUGGCGGAGGCGGUGGUGGUAUCCCUCCACCGGUGGGUGCCCCCCGUGAGAUGCCCGUGCACAGGGAGAGCUACGUGCACGGCACCCUCCUCCCCACCCGACCUGCCGAGCACCCUGCAGGGGGUCCCGGCGAGGGUCCCAGUGCUCCGUGUGGGGCCGAGCCCGGCCACGUCUCUGCCCUGCCCAAGGCCAGGCACAUCACCGUGCUGCGGACGGGCAGGGAUGCAGCCAGGCCUGAGCCGGGGCUGGCGGAGGGAAGGGAAGCCCAAAAUGGGCUGCACAAUGCUGCUGACGCCACGACGGCCCUGCCGCAGCCGGAGAGCCGCGAGCAGGACAGCAGCAGCUUUGCUGGGGCUGCAGCGGGCAGCGAGAGCUCGCCGGGCACCGCGGAGACCACCGGGCUCCCGACCGAGGGAUCCCCCGGGGAGAAGCACUCACCACAAGCUGAAGCUGCGCCGGCAAACACAGCCCUGAGAGACGGUGACAGGCCUGGGGACCCACAAACCAGUAUAACCAGCUCCCCACAGUGUCCCUCGGCGGACGCCAGCAGCCAGGCGGAUCUGGCUGGCGCAGGAGAGGAAAGCACGGCAGACGGGGAUGGUGCCAUUUCAGCCAUGCCACCGAGGACAGAGAGCCCCCCGGGAGCUGGCAGCACUCCCGAAAACCCCUCCUUGGAUGCGAGUGAUGCUCCAGAGCCUUCAUCCGAAGCACCAGCAUCUCCAAAGGCUGAGGUUGAGUUGGAGGGGGGUGAGACGACGGGGGACCCCCAGGGCACGGCCCAAGAGCCCAAGAGCAGCCCAGAUCCCCCCACUGAGCCCCCGGCCCAGGACCCACGGGCCGAGAGCCCCCCAGACGUGACCGAGGAGGACCCCGAGCUGCUGGUGGACAUGGAGAUCUUCGUGGACACGCUGCGCAACAUGGAGCCCUCGGAGAUGCGGAAGGCUCCCAAGGCCCCGCGCCAGCCGCGGCCGUCAUCGCUGGGCCGCUGUGCCGCUCUGCCCCCAAUCCACGAGGACCACGUGGCCCCCCGCGCCCCCGUCUCCCUACCCGAGGCCCUGCGCGAGCUGCUGGCGCGGGGCCCGGCGGGGCGGCGGGAGGAGGCCCCCAAGGAGGAGGUGGAGCUCGAGAACCCCUACCUGAGCCCUGAUGAGCAGGCACCGCACCGGGCGGCUGCAGCCGAUGAGGGGAAGCCCUACUCACGCCUGGACAACAGUGUGCUCUACAGCCGCUUCGUCUCCCCCAGCACCACCCCGCUCGAGCUGCCCAGCAGGGAUGGUGCGGGCACGGGCUCACCCAUCCCUGGGGACCACAACGGGCUGGGCCCUGGGGACCACCCUGGCCCCGAGAUGGCCGUGCUGGAAGCCCUGAAUCCUGGCUGCAUCCCUCCUAUCACGGAAGAGCCAGAGAGUGCCAUGGCCCUGUGCCCCGCUGAUGUCCUGCAGGAGGACCAGGAGGGCUUCAAGAAGAUCAACACGAGACCUGGCAAGAUCAUCCUCUUCUCCGAGGCCGGCUUUGCGGGCCAGAAACGGGAAAUCUGGGGCGAUGUCCCCGAUGCCACAUCCUGGGAGCUCUCGCACACCAUCUCCAUCCGGGUCAUCCGAGGCGGGUGGGUGAUGUACGAGAAGCCACGGUUUCACGGGCGCAAGUGCGUGCUGGCCGAGGGGGACGUGGAGAUCGACAACCCCUGGACGGCGUAUGGGGAGAGCGGGCAGCCCUGCGGCAGCCGGCCCUUCCGCAUCGGCUCCUUCAAGAGGGUGGUGCGGGAUUACCGCACCCCCGAGAUCAGCCUGUUUGCGGACGAGAAUGGCGAAGGCACCCGGCUGAAGUUCACCGACUCGGCCGAGGACACCCGCACGCGGGGCCAGGCGCUCACCGCCGCCUCCAUCAUCGUCCACUCGGGCUUGUGGCUGGUUUACUCCAAGCCUUUCUUUGACGAUGACCCCUACGUUUUGGAGCCAGGCGGGUACCCCAAUUUAAAGGCUUGGGGAGCAAAGGACCCCUCCAUCUGCUCCAUGCACCCCAUCAGGCUGGGCUGCCCCGUCGUGGAGAGACCCGGUGAGCCGCAGGUGCUGAUCUACGAGGCUGCCGGUUUCCAGGGCCGCAGCUUCACCAUCAGCCGAGACAUCUACGACGUGAAGCGCCUGCCUGGGCCAGCGCUGCCCACCGUGGGCUCCCUGCAAGUCCUGGGUGGCUGCUGGGUUGGCUACGAGAAGGAGGGCUUCCGUGGCCACCAGUACCUGCUGGAGGAAGGGGAGUACCAGGACUGGAGGCAGUGGGGCGGCUACAGCAAGGAGCUGGUGUCCUUACGGCUGAUACGGACGGUGAGGGCAGGACCCCGGCUGAGUGUGUGGAGAGCGCGUGGCCUCGAGGAGGGCCCAAGCGUGGAGCUGAGCGAGGCGCUCCCUGACACGCAGCUGGCCGGCUAUGGCACCGUCACCCAGUCCAUCCACGUGCUGAGCGGCGGGUGGGUGGCCUACGAGGGCACCAACUUCUCGGGCGAGCAGUACAUCCUGGAGAAGGGGGUGUACCGCAGCUGCGAAGACUGGGGCGCCACGGAUUGCCACAUCGCCUCGGCACAGCCCAUCCUGCAGGUCGGGGAACACAACCUCCAUUUCGUCUCCAAGAUCUUGCUCUUCUCAGAGCCCGACUUCUUGGGGGACCACGUUGCCUUCGAGGAAGACCAGGACGCCCUGCCCACCGCCUUCGUCCCGCGCUCCUGCAGAGUCCGCGGGGGCAGCUGGAUCCUGUUCGACGGGCAGGCCUUUGCCGGGGAGCAGCACGUGCUGUCCGAAGGCGAGUACCCCACGCUCAGCGCCAUGGGCUGCCUCUCCUCCACCGCCAUCCGCUCCUUGAAGAAGGUCCCGGUGUUUUUCUCGGAGCCCUCCAUCUUCCUGCACGGGCUGGAGUGUUUUGAGGGGAAGGAGAUCGAGCUGAACAACGAAGUGCGGAGUCUCCAGGCAGAGGGUUUCAACAACCACGUGCUGUCGGUGCGCGUCAAAGGCGGGAUCUGGGUGCUGUGCGAACACGGUGACUUCCGAGGGCGCCAGUGGCUGCUGGACUGCACCGAAAUCACCAACUGGCUGACGUACAGCGGGCUCCAGCACGUGGGAUCGCUCUACCCCAUCCGCCAGAGACGGAUCCAUUUCCGCAUCAGGAGCCGGGAGCUGGGGCUCUACCUCUCCGUUCCUGACGACGUGGAGGACAUGAAAGCGGGACGCGUGGUGGUCUCCAGCCUCGGCGAGCAGAGCAGCUCCGUCUGGUACUACGAGGACGGGCUGAUCAAGAACCAGGUGGCCCCCAACAUGAGCCUGCAGGUCAUCGGGCCGGCUGGGAAGGGCGCGAAGGCUGUGCUGUGGUCCGAGACCCGGAUGCCACGUCAGACCUGGAGCGUCGAUUCUCAGGGACGGAUCCACAGCCAGAUGUUCGAGGACAUGAUCCUCGAUAUAAAGGGGGGCCGAUCCUACGACCGGGACCACGCCAUCGUUUGGGACGUGGCUGAGGAAAGACCCACGCAGAUCUGGGACCUAGAGGUGCUAUGA
This is a messenger RNA of Nipponia nippon (crested ibis), 3921 nucleotides long. NCBI's taxonomy places the organism in Eukaryota, Metazoa, Chordata, Aves, Pelecaniformes, Threskiornithidae. The record is from RefSeq and is a predicted model, not a curated record.